Messenger RNA from Zychaea mexicana, 1179 nucleotides. Its product is annotated as actin family. The transcript is spliced from 9 exons. NCBI's taxonomy places the organism in Eukaryota, Fungi, Mucoromycota, Mucoromycetes, Mucorales, Lichtheimiaceae. The coding region runs from base 1 to 1179 and encodes 392 amino acids. Gene Ontology annotation, biological process: Arp2/3 complex-mediated actin nucleation. The record is from RefSeq and is a predicted model, not a curated record. Gene Ontology annotation, cellular component: actin cortical patch; Arp2/3 protein complex. Gene Ontology annotation, molecular function: actin filament binding.
AUGGACCACAAAACACUCGUCGUCGAUAACGGUACGGGGUUCGUGAAAUGCGGUUAUGCCGGAUCGAAUUUCCCGGAACAUACAUUUCCUAGUGUAGUCGGACGACCCAUCUUGCGAGCCGAAGAACGAGUAGGCGAUCUCCAGGUCAAUGACAUUAUGAUUGGUGAAGAAGCAGCAACACUCCGCAAUAUCUUGCAAAUGUCAUAUCCCAUGGAGAACGGCAUCAUUCGCAACUGGGAGGAUAUGCGCCACUUGUGGAAUUACACGUUUUUUGACAAGCUCAAGGUCAACCCACAAGACUCAAAGAUUUUGCUGACAGAGGCUCCUUUGAACCCACGAGCAAACCGUGAGACCAUGGCACAAAUCAUGUUUGAAGAAUAUGGUUUCCAGGGCUUGUAUGUUGCUAUCCAGGCAGUUUUGACCCUGUUUGCUCAAGGUCUCAUGUCUGGUGUGGUUGUGGAUUCUGGUGAUGGUGUUACGCAUAUUGUUCCCGUUUACCAAGGUUACGCACCGGCCAACUUGACGCGUCGUUUGGAUGUUGCUGGUCGCCAUGUUACAAGACAUCUCAUCGACUUAUUGUUGCGACGUGGUUACGCCUUUAACCGAACUGCUGAUUUUGAAACCAUCCGACAGGUCAAGGAAAAGCUUUGCUAUGUCAGCUAUGAUCUUCAAUUGGACCAAAAGCUCGGCAACGAGACUACAACUUUGGUAGAGAGCUAUGAGCUUCCAGAUGGCCGAGUAAUCAAGGUCGGUUCUGAACGAUUUGAAGCUCCUGAGUGUUUGUUCCAGCCCAAUUUGGUUGAUGUAGAAGGAAAGGGCAUGGCAGAGCUUUUGUUCGACACAAUCAAUUCGGCCGACAUUGAUAUCCGAUCUGAAUUAUAUAAGCAUAUCGUCUUGUCUGGUGGCUCUACCAUGUACCCUGGUCUUCCUAGUCGCUUAGAGAAGGAAAUGAAGCAAUUAUACCUGGUCAACGUUCUCAAUGGAGACCCAAGCCGAUUGAGUAAAUUCAAGAUUCGUAUAGAAGAUCCUCCCAGACGUCGACACAUGGUGUACCUUGGUGGUGCUGUCCUCGCAGAUAUCAUGAAGAACAAAGAUUCAUGGUGGGUGACCAAGCAGGAAUGGGACGAAAUGGGUCCUCGCGCAUUAGAAAAGAUGGGUGUUCUUGGCUCCACCGCUUAA